Messenger RNA from Aphis gossypii (cotton aphid), 2232 nucleotides. Its product is annotated as pre-mRNA-splicing factor CWC22 homolog. The record is from RefSeq and is a predicted model, not a curated record. Gene Ontology annotation, cellular component: catalytic step 2 spliceosome. The transcript is spliced from 11 exons. Gene Ontology annotation, biological process: mRNA splicing, via spliceosome. Gene Ontology annotation, molecular function: RNA binding; protein binding. NCBI's taxonomy places the organism in Eukaryota, Metazoa, Arthropoda, Insecta, Hemiptera, Aphididae. The coding region runs from base 329 to 1939 and encodes 536 amino acids.
GGUCACUGCAACAAACUAAUGCGAACGUGGGUCCGUCUUAUUUCCCUUCUAUGCGACAAAAAAUAAUAUGUUUCCGACAACGAUUGCGACGACGGACGUCGGACGACGUCGCCAUCUGCGACGCGUGCCGACCGCCCGCUCAUCACCGUCGCCAAAGACCACCGAUUGCUGCGUUCAGAGUUCAGAUUGCUGUGCCACCGCUCUUCAGUUCACCACUCGCUAUCGAGCGCCACAUGCAGCAUGUUUACCGUAGUUUCACUUUAGAAUUUUCCGUCGACGUUAUUCGCUCGCAUUUGAUAAUAAUAUUAUUAUUGUCGCUAUCACAACUAUGUUUGAAAUUUAUUCUUCGGACACGGAAGAAGAGCCUCGACUCGAUUUAUCAGUUUAUUAUGGCCGCCAACGAUUUUAUUCUAAAAAUAAUCACGCAAGAAUGAACAGCGAAUAUAAAAAUAAAACGUUCGAUGUAUCCGAACAGAUAAAAAGUUGGGAUACUUUGAAAUUAUCUAUUGCAGCUGCAAUAGAAAAGUUAAACCCAGGCAAUAUACGAUGUACAAGAAAUAAAUUGUUGCGACUAAAUAUUGUGCGUGGUAAAGGGCUAUUUUGUCGGUUUAUAUUAAACGCACAAUUGGAAUCACCCGAAACUACAAAUAUGUAUGCUACUUUGGUUUCCUAUAUUAAUCUCCAGUUUCCAAACGUGGUCGAACUGCUGUUGAUGAGGUACAUUAAUGUAUUCUUGGAUGCACACAAAUAUAACCAAGAGUACAAGUAUAAGUCUCCAAUACUCUUUUUAAUGUUUAUGAUUAAUCAUAAUGUUGCUAAAGACUGGUUGGCUAUGGAUAUUAUUAAAUUACUUAUACCAUCACUAACAGUGCAAUCGAUGGAAAUGAUAGAAAUAAUUUUCAAAGAAUGUGGUAAAAUAUUGUACUCGAAUCCGUUGAAUGAAUUAGACUUAAAACUCACGUUUAAUAUACUGCAAAUUAUUUCGCAAGAUACACGGAUUGAUUCAAAGGUUCAACGUUUGGCAAGAAUUAUAAUUACAAAAUAUCGAGAUCAUUACAAAUACGAACAGCACUUUCGUGUAGUAGAUCCUUUUAAACAGUAUACUCAUUUAUUGAAAUUAAAUAACCAAUACGAUUGUCAAUAUGAACUUGAUUAUUUUGCGCCUGAUUUAGAUUAUAUGUCUAAUGACAUUAUUUAUGAAAAUAAUAUAAAGCAAGCCCUGAAAUCAAAAUGUAAAAAUGUUUACCAUUUUUCAAAAGACGAUUAUGAUGAAAUGGCUGACGAUGAAGAUGAACAUGAAUCAGAAACAAACAAUUGUUCAUUAAGCAGUAAUAUAGCGAUAAAAAAAACUAUUAAAUUAAUAGUAAAUUUGAAUUUAUCUGCAUAUGACAUCGUUACUGAAUUAAAGCAAAUUAAGCUGAAACCUGGUCAAGAGAUGAAACUGUGCCUUAUAUAUUUAGAUUGUUGCUUUGAAAAUAGCGUUGUAUACAAUAAAUUUUUUGGAGAUAUAAUACAAUGUUUUUGUAUCAUGAAUGAUUUGAUUGUUGAAUCAUUAGAAUUUAUUUUCAUGCAAAGCUUCCCAAUUAUCCAUUUGUACAACCCAAACAAAUUAGUGAAUUUCGCUAAAUUUUUCGCUCAACUUUUAUAUUCUGAUUCAAUUUCUUGGACAGUAUUUUCAACAGUACGACUGACUGAAAGCGAAACAACUUACUCUACAAGAGUUUAUUUAAAGACCAUGUUCAAUGAAUUAAUUGAAUAUAUGGGACGCGAUAAUGUGAAAGAACGUAUUCUGUGUCCUUCUCUACAAACAUCAUUUAUUGGAUUAUUUCCGUUUAACACUCACGGCAAUUUUCGACUUUGUGAUCAAUUUUUCACGGAUAUUGGUUUUCCUAACUUAAUUGUUGAAUUCAGAGAAUCUUUACGAGGUAUACCCGUUUAAUUAUUCUUUACGACUGACGACUUUUUGUCAUUAAUUGCAGUGACAGCAAUCCUAACAAAUUAUAUAUAAGUACCUACAUAAUUAAGCUUUAAAUAUUAUAUUCGAAUUUAAAAUAUCACAUGAAUUAUUAUUAUACUCGUACUUUAUCUAAAAUAUUUUUAUGAUACGUUUAAUUUGUACAAUUUAACAUUAUUGAUUUUUUUCUUUUUAAUAAAUGUAUCAAUUAUUUAAAUUAAUUCUGAACAGGGAUACACGUUUGUUAUUAUUAGCCUUCGAUAUAAUUGUUGUUUAAA